AGUCACCAUUCCAAUCCCCUUUGUAGUUUCUUCAACCCCCCCUAUACCUAUAAAUACCACUCCCUCUUCCCCUCCGAAUCCUCGUUCUCUGCCCUCUUCUGCUUACUUUUCAUCAUUCAUGGAUUCCUACUCCCCUUUCGAUUCCAUCAUCUUCGAUUUGGAUGAUACUUUGUACUCUUCAAACAUUGGAUUCGGUGAUGCCACCAAGCGUAACAUCGACGAUUUUCUCGUUGAGCGAUGCGGAUUUGAACAGAGGAAAGCUUCGGCUCUUCGUGUUCAACUCUUCAAAACUUACGGAAGCACUCUCGCCGGUUUAAGAGCGUUAGGCUAUGAUGUAGACGCAGAUGAUUAUCAUCGCAUCGUCCAUGGAAGAUUGCCGUAUCAUCUCAUAAAGCCAGACCCUCAAUUAAGAAACAUUUUGCUCGCCAUUAGUCAACGGAAAAUCAUCUUCACAAAUUCGGACAGAGCUCAUGCGAUGAAGGCAUUGAAUCUUCUUGGGAUCGAAGACUGUUUUGAACAGAUCAUCUGCUUUGAGACUAUGAACCCAAAUCUAUUCAAUUCUAAGUCGUCUUCCCCACAGGAGUUUCCUGUUAUUUUGAAGCCUUCAUUAGAAGCCAUCAAUAUUGCUAUGGACGUAGCUGAAGUUGAUCCAAACCGAACGCUGUUCCUUGACGACAAUGCUCGAAACAUCGCAGCAGGCAAAUCUGUUGGCCUUCGAACUGUAUUGGUCGGAAAAACAAUGAAGACAAAAGAAGCGGAUUAUGCAUUGGAAAGGAUACAUAACCUUAUGCAAGUUGUCCCGGAAAUAUGGUUCACAAAAAAGGACAACAAUAGUUUGAAACGCAAUCCAAGUGAUUUGAAUCUGACUCUUAACCCGACACAUGUCGUCGCUUAGAGUUUUAACAUCGUGUUGGGGGUGGAUGAAUGUACAAAGGACUAAGUCUAUCCACAAUACUUGUGCUGAUGUGAAGAUCUGCGUACAUAUUUGCCAAUUCUAUGGUUGUCUUAAGAGAAGGGAUAAAGACCGAUUCCUUAGCGACUUCUGAUGGCUUGUAUUAUUGGUCAAACUUAACAUGAAAUAUAAAUAAGUAUCUAAAAGUUAUUGUGUAAUUACUAAAAUAAAUAUGUAAGUUAUAUAAGUGUGUGGCAUUAUGUACGGGAUGUAAAAUGUAUGUUGUUGCAUUAUAAUCUAGUUGUUGGGUUCAAUCUGUC
Molecule: messenger RNA, 1212 nt
Organism: Lactuca sativa (garden lettuce)
Lineage: Eukaryota; Viridiplantae; Streptophyta; Magnoliopsida; Asterales; Asteraceae
Product: Haloacid dehalogenase-like hydrolase (HAD) superfamily protein
Source: RefSeq, a predicted model, not a curated record